CCCAUCCGCGUCUCUCUUCAUCGUUUCAAUUUCACAGAUACGGGGAAGACUUUUUGCAGGACUGCGAUUUCUGUUUACAUCAAUGGCUGAAGAAGGGCAAGUGAUUGCGUGUCAUAAGAUAGAUGAAUGGGAGGGACAAUUAGGAAAAUGGAAGGAUUCUGAGAAACUGGUUGUGGUGGAUUUUACUGCUUCCUGGUGCGGGCCAUGCCGGGCAAUUGCUCCAUAUUUCACAGAAUUGGCUAAGAAUAACCCAAAUGUCGCUUUCCUGAAAGUCGACGUUGACGAAUUGAACAGUGUUGCUAGCAAGUGGGAGAUUAAUGCAAUGCCAACGUUUGUUUUCCUGAAAAAAGGGAAAAUAAUUGAGAAGAUCGUUGGUGCUGAUAAAGUGGGGCUGUCGAAGAAAAUAUUAGAGCUUAGUGGAACUACUCCCGCUGCUACUUCUACUGCUUAGACAGUCUGCUUGGAGGAUGUGAUCCCUCUGGUGCAAUGGUGAUUCCGCUUUGGAGUUUGAUCUAAUUGUGGAUGAAACUGUGUCUAAAAGAUGUUAAUUGUUUGGCCUUUUGGGUUUUCCCCUUUUUAAGUUUGGAUCAUGUGCGCACCUCUCAGUUGUGAUUCUGGUGCUAGAAGCUUCAGGUUUCAAUGUGGAAUAAAUGGGGGCACCUGCUCUGAAAUUGAAUGACAUUUUUGCACACUUUUCAUUAUUCUUCUGUAAGAACUUGAAUUCACUGUUUUUUUUUAAUCUAAUUCUUCGUAGCAGUACAGUGAGAUGUUCUUUCA
Messenger RNA from Momordica charantia (bitter melon), 777 nucleotides. Its product is annotated as thioredoxin H1. NCBI's taxonomy places the organism in Eukaryota, Viridiplantae, Streptophyta, Magnoliopsida, Cucurbitales, Cucurbitaceae. The record is from RefSeq and is a predicted model, not a curated record.